Ostertagia ostertagi is the source of this 372-nucleotide messenger RNA. NCBI's taxonomy places the organism in Eukaryota, Metazoa, Nematoda, Chromadorea, Rhabditida, Trichostrongylidae. The record is from the annotation of a GenBank genome assembly.
AUGCGAGCUGGCUUGUCGACGGUGAUUGAUCCUGGCUGGCUGGCAAUGUUCUCACCGUCAGAGCUCCAGACAUUGGUCAGUGGUGCGGACGCCGAUUUGGAUGUCGACGACAUGAUGAAGCAUUGCGCUGUGCACAACAUUCGUGACGAAGCUGACCGCGAUUACAUGAAUCUUUUCUGGAGUGUCGUCGGCGAGAUGUCAGCGGAGGAUAAGCGUGGAUUGCUCAAAUUCAUCACUGGCUGUUCACGUCCACCGAUCGAGGGUUUCAAAAUGCUUUAUCCAGCCAUCGGAAUCCAACUGGUGUGUCGAUUUUCUGUUACCAGCAUCGCUUCUUGUUCACUUUCAGGGCGUAUUCCACGAUUUGUUCAUUGA